Medioppia subpectinata is the source of this 5571-nucleotide messenger RNA. The record is from the annotation of a GenBank genome assembly. NCBI's taxonomy places the organism in Eukaryota, Metazoa, Arthropoda, Arachnida, Sarcoptiformes, Oppiidae.
UUAGAGACACCGGGAAAUGUUCAAAACCCACCGGUUGUUGAGACCUCGUAUUUCGACAGUUCGGGUAAUAAUCAACAGGUGAUUAAUAACCCACAAAGAUUUGAUUGGACUUCCAGAAGGAGAGGAAAUCAGUCAACUCCUGACUAUAGGGGCGGCAGUUAUACAUAUCAAACCCGUCGAUACAACACUAGUGUUGGAACCAGUCGUACGGGUUCUGUAAAUGGACAGUCAUUUCAGACACCCAUACUAUGGCAGAACAGGACGUGGCACUGGUCUACCAACAGGACCCGCGAUUAUGAUCCAGAUUUAGACGGAACAACAGUUGUGCCGCCCCUUCAACCCCUUCAACCCUAUCAUCCCGAUAAACAUGAAGAAUGGGACGGAACUGAAUUAAUUAGAUACCCAACCGAUGACCGCCACCCAUUGGCUAUCUAUGGUUCGGGACGUUGUGAUGAAUUACAGGCCUGUUAUCCGGCGACAGGAAAUCUGUUGAUAGGAAGGGAAGAGAAGUUAAUGUCUUCGUCGACAUGUGGUCUGCAAAAGAUGGACAGGUAUUGCAUUGUAAGUCAUCUCAAAGAGAAGAAGAAAUGUUUUUAUUGUGAUUCGAGACCACAAAACAAAAACAAUGCGCGUCUUUAUCACGGCAUCGAAAACAUCGUACAGAGGAUUGGUCGUAAGCGUAAGCAAACGUGGUGGCAGGCAGAGAACGGCGCCGAACAUGUGUCCAUUGGCUUUGAUUUGGAGGCUGAGUUCCACUUCACUCAUCUCAUCAUUACAUUCAAGACAUUUCGUCCGUCAGCUAUGCUUAUCGAGAGAUCGCAUGAUUUCGGUCGCACGUGGAAUAUCUACCAAUACUUUGCGUACGAUUGUGUGGACUCUUUCCCAGGAGUUCCAGUGGGUCCGCGACAGAAGAUAAGUGAUGUGGUCUGCGAUUCGCACUAUUCUGGUGUCGAGCCUUCAACUGAAGGGGAAGUCAUAUUCCGAGUGCUUCCGCCAAAUAUCCGAAUUGACGACCCGUACAGUCCGGAAGUGCAAAACCUCUUAAAGAUGACUAAUUUAAGAAUCAAUUUCACAAAAUUACAUAAUUUAGGCGACAAUUUGCUUGACUCAAGAGAUGAGAUUAAAGAGAAAUAUUACUAUUCUAUCUAUGAUAUGGUUGUGAGAGGCAGUUGUUCUUGUUAUGGACACGCGAGCAGAUGUAUUGCAGACCCCGGACAGGAAACCAUACCUGAUAUGGUGUACGGACGGUGUGAAUGCACUCAUCACACCAAAGGUCUUAAUUGUGAACAGUGCGAGGACUUCCACCACGAUGUCCCCUGGAAACCAGCCAUUGGACGACAAACUAAUGCUUGCAAAAUUUGUAACUGCAAUAGUCAUGCAAAGCGGUGCCACUUUGAUCCGGCUGUCUAUGAGGCGACCGGUAAAGUAAGUGGUGGUGUUUGUGACGAUUGCCAGCACAACACAAUGGGUCGCAACUGUGAACAAUGCAAACCGUACUUCUAUCGAGAUCCGGGUCGGCGUAUUGAAGACCAUAAUGUCUGUCAGCCAUGUGAUUGUGAUCCCCGCGGAUCUCUUGAUGACGCUCUGUGUGAUGAACACACGGAUAUUGGGUCGAGUCUGGAGGCCGGCAAAUGUCACUGCAAGCGCAAUGUUGAGGGCAGGCGUUGCGACAAAUGUCUGCCUGGAUUCUGGAAUUUCAUUGAGUCUAACCCCGAUGGAUGUGAACAAGUUUCCAAAGGGUCGGCUGACACUCAGAUUACUCCUCGAGAGCCACACGGAGAUAGAAUGGUUACGUGGACUGGACUCGGAUUUAUAAGAGCAUAUCCCGGCACUAGACUUGAGUUUGAUGUGACAGAUAUACCCGAAACUAUGGAUUAUGAUAUAGUCGUCAGAUAUGAACCACAAUUGGCGGGCGUAUGGGAAGGAGUGAAAGUUGUUAUAGACAGCCCAUAUCCUGUAGAUCCUCGUGGAUAUUGUAACAGAUCAUUGACUCAGCAAAACACCAGAAUUGUAUCGCUGGCCGCAACCGAUCGAUAUGUUGUCGUCAAUAAUGUUUGUCUCGAAAGAGGCAAACAAUAUAAGAUUAGACUUGAAAUUAAUGAUUACGACAGCAAUAUAGACAGAGACAGUGCAUCGAUACUAAUUGAUUCGGUAGUUAUAAUUCCCCGAAUGGAAAACAUACCGUUUUUUAAAGGCAAUCAAAUCAAUGAGUUUAAAAGACAAGAGUUUGAACGCUUUCGUUGCGGUUCAUCAUAUUAUUCAGUGACCAGACUUGCAGAGCCCCCAGAGAUAUGUCGCAAAUACUUAUAUAGCGUUGGUUUCUAUGUGUUUGGCGGCGCCUAUGCCUUGUAUGCAACACAUUGGGCGGUCAGUGCCAGUGCAGACCUAAUGUCUUUGGACGGCAUUGUGAUCAAUGCAGACCUGGAUUUUAUGGAUUCAGUCCAGACGGUUGCAAAGCUUGCGAUUGUCAUAGCGUUGGGUCACUGGACAACUUUUGUGACACACAGUCGGGUCAAUGCAAAUGCCGUUCGGGAACAUACGGUCGUCAGUGUGACGAAUGCCAACCCGGACUUGUGUGACUCCAAAACUGGAGUUUGCAUUAACUGCAGAGACUUUACUACUGGUCACCGAUGCGAGCGAUGCGAACGCGGAUAUUACGGAAACCCACUCAUCUUAAACGAGGUGUCCAUCCCAUGCAGAGCCUGUCCCUGUCCGGGCAUCUCAGGCAGUGGUAUGAGUCACGCCGAGUCCUGUCAACUGGAGCCCCGUUCCCAGAAUGUCAUCUGUCAUUGUCUCAGUGGCUAUAGUGGCGAACGAUGCGACACAUGUGAUAAUAAUUACUUUGGAGAGCCGGCAAUUCCUGGCGGCCAAUGCCGUCAGUGCGAGUGCAGCAAUAAUAUAGAUAUCGCUCAACCCGGCAAUUGUGACUCCAGAACCGGUGAAUGCCUGAGAUGUCUGUACAACACGGCUGGAGCGCAUUGUCAACAUUGCAAACCAGGUUUCUGGGGUGAGGCAGCUCUCCAACAGUGCAUUGAAUGCGUAUGCAAUCCAUUGGGAACUGAUGUCAAUUCUGUCACAUGUGAUCACUUGACCGGUCAGUGUCCGUGUCUUCCCAAUGUUUUGGGCAAAUCAUGUGACAGAUGUGCUGUCAAUCAUUGGAAGAUUGCCAGUGGAGAGGGGUGUGAGGCCUGUGACUGCGACCCUCAGGGCUCAUAUACUCUGAAAUGCAAUGAAUUUGAUGGUCAGUGUCAUUGUCGACCCGGACAUGGAGGUCGCAAAUGCAACGAAUGUCAGCCUAACUUUUGGGGCGAUCCUAGAGUUCAAUGCUAUCAUUGUGAGUGCAAUCCUUCUGGUUCUGCGACUCUUCAAUGUUUGCGAAACAACGGGUCGUGUGUAUGCAUUGACGGCAUAUCAGGGCCGCGAUGUGACAGAUGUGCGCGCGGUUUCACCGGUAAAGCGCCUCAUUGUGAUCCCUGUGGCGAGUGCUUUGACAACUGGGACCUAACCAUUACCACUCUAAAAGACCAUACGCUCCGAUUGUUGGACUCUGCGAGACGUAUCAAACAAACCGGUACUACCGGUGCCUACACUACAGAGUUUACAAACAUUGACAACAGUCUCACUGAAAUCGAGUCAAUACUUUCGGGUCAAAACAUAACAGAGGCUGACAUCACAACCAUUGAGGAAAUGAUAGAACAGUUGCGACGAAAUCUGACGGAAACACAAACUAUUUUAACGGGUUUUGAGAGUCAAAUGGAAGGCAUUAACAAAAGGAUAUUAGCGGCAAAUCUAGCGCUAAAUGACUUGAGACGCAAAUCACAAGACUUGCAGUUCUCUGCGGACGCUCUGCGAGAGAAUGCAACCAAAUUACAAGAGGCCAACGUUGAGGGCGCCUUCAAUAUCACCAGAGAUGCCCAAAGGAGAUCCCGAGCCAGUGAGCAGCGCAUCAGAGAGACUAUGCCUACACUCUAUGAGUCGGAACGUAAACGACGGCAAACAGAGCGACUCUUGGAUCAAGUGUCCAGUCGUUACAACGCAUCCAUUGGUGAUAACGAACAAUCACUGAACGAUAUAUCGAGAAAGAUAUCCUUAUUGGAAGACAAGAUUCCCAAUAUCAAUGAAAUGGUAUGCGAUGGACGCGGAACUGUCUCUACAUGCGAUUCUUUAUGUGGAGGCGCGGGUUGUGGUAAAUGCGGAGGUUUGAGUUGCACUAAAGGCGCCACAACUAAAGCAGACAAUGCUCUCGAGUUGGCCACGAAAGCAGACGGUGUGCUUAAAGACAAAGAAAAGAGUGCCAGAAAUGAAUUGAAUGGUAUAUUAGAAGCACGACAUAAGUCGGAGGAAGCUUUGAGAGAAGCAAAGGCUGCUUAUGACAGAGCUAUUGGAGCCAAGAAUACAUCGGUUGAGACCACUCUAGAAGUGCAACAACUUCUCGAUUCUAUUGAAACAUUUCUUGGAGAAGAAGCCUCUCGUCCCGCAGAAAUACGAACUAUGGCUGAAGAGUGUCUCGCACUGGAGAUCUCGCUCAGACCCGAACAAAUUCAAGACUUAGCCAAACAGAUCAAUGAAACCAUUGCUGGACUCACAGAUAUCACUAAGAUAUUGAUGGAAACCGCAGGAGAUUUAGCAAAUGCUAAUAGACUUAAGGAAAGAGCUGACAGAGCGAAACAACGAGCGGAUGGAAUCCUUGGUCAGGCAGAAGAAGUACAGAAUGCACUUAAAGAGGCUCUGGACGCUCAAAGGAAGGCAGAGACAGCCAUUGCCAAAGCUAAUGGCGACAUCAAUAGUGCCACAGGAGAUUUGGCUCAAAUCGAAAGUGAGACUCAAUCGGCAGCACUGAAUGCAGAAAAGGCCGGUUCGGGAAUCAGUGAUCUUCAGAAACGAUUGGACGAAUUGAAAAAGAAGUUUGCUUUGAAUGAGUUGGAAAUGAGAAAAGCAGACAACGAGGCAAACAUAGCGGCUAAGAAUGCUGAAGAAGCGGGUCAGGCGGCACAAGAGUUGGAACAGAGGUUUAAUGAGGCGUCGCGUAAGUUGGAAGAUAAGGCCCGCGCCAGCGGUGCUGUCAAAGAAAGGGCUGAGAACUUGAGAGAAAGGGCCAAAAAAUUGGCUGAAAAUGCAAACGAAAAGCUCGGAAUACUUCAAGAAAUGGAAGACGGAUUCCAUGAGAAUGAAAAACGUCUGAAUGAAUCCCAGAAAACAAUCGAUGAAUUAAAUAAAUCAAUGGGUCUUCACUUGAUUUACAUCGAAGAAAAAUCAACGUUUUAUCGUAACUGUCAGGGAUAGGCCACAGCCAUCAGCCGACAGUCCAAUCACUCAUCACUUAAUCAAUGGAUGUAUAGUUUAUUACAUAAACUUAGUCUAACUGUUAUUAAAGAAACCACUCUUAAUGUCUUUUAUAUUAAAACAUUAUUUUCCAUUACUUAUUAGAAAUAAGUGCCAAAACACUAAUUAAUUGAUCUUUUAUAUAAAUAAACAAAUUAAUGACCACUUCUUAUGAUAAGAAUCUCAUAACAAAUGUACUCAAAGUCUGAUUUAAAUGUAAUAAAAUUAUAAUUUUUUAAAUGCUUUUUA